AUGCAGAAUGUGUCGCAAGAAUCGCCAACGGAUAAUCCUAAAAUAGAUAAAGUCAGUGUUCUCCACGAACUAGGGAACUCGUCGUCUACUCCCCAAUCGACUACGUCCAAUUCAAGUCCGGCUAAAUCGGAAACGGAAACGUAUUCGGAGCAUCGCAGAUACAUGUCGGAAACGUCGGAAGAAGAGGAAGACAGCGUAUCGGAGGUGGAGUCAUUUAUGAUCGACCAGGAAUUCGAGGACGAUCCCCAGGUGGAGGCGGCCAAGUUCCUGCUCAAUCCGGACGAAGACCGAGCCGUCGAUCCCGAAACGCAGGCGCGUCUCGAGCAGCUCUUACAAGCAGCUGGUAUAGGACAACUAGCAGCCAAAGAUGGUAAACACCUAGGCGAUCCCGAAGUACUUCGCCGUCUCACGUCGAGUGUCAGUUGCGCAUUAGACGAAGCAGCGGCCGCUUUGACGCGCAUGCGCUCCGAUAAUCCGCCCAAUCGAUCGAGCAACGGUGGCGGCAACGGCGGCGCCUCCUCCACCGCCACCGGCGGUUCCGCGGGACCGGCACAGCAACAACAACAGCAACAAGCCCAGGCGCCGGAGAAGACUUCCCUAGUGGAGGCUUGUACGGACGGUGAUGUCGGUACGGUGAGGAAACUCCUAACCGAAGGUCGAUCGGUGCACGAAACAUCAGAGGAAGGCGAAAGUUUGCUUUCAUUGGCUUGCAGCGCCGGUUACUUCGAGCUUGCCCAGGUACUGUUAGCCAUGCACGCGAACGUCGAAGACAGAGGUAUGAAGGGCGAAUGUACGCCAUUGAUGGAAGCAGCUUCUGCCGGCCACCUGGACAUCGUAAGGCUGCUAGUCGCCCACGGGGCGGACGUCAACGCCCAAUCGACAUCAGGCAACACCCCGCUGAUGUACGGUUGCGCCGGCGGUCACACGGAGGUGGUGAAAUUCCUCCUCGAGCACGACGCCAACGUCGAGGAUCACAACGAAAACGGGCACACGCCGCUGAUGGAGGCGGCGAGCGCCGGCCACGUCGGCCUGGCCAAGAUCCUGCUCAGCCACGGCGCCGGCAUCAACACGCACUCGAACGAGUUCAAAGAGUCCGCGCUGACGUUGGCCUGCUACAAGGGCCACCUGGACAUGGUGAGGUUCCUGCUGGAGGCCGGCGCCGAUCAAGAACACAAAACCGACGAGAUGCACACCGCUCUGAUGGAGGCCUCGAUGGACGGACACGUCGAGGUGGCGAGGUUGCUGCUGGACUCGGGCGCUCAGGUGAACAUGCCGACCGACAGCUUCGAAUCGCCGUUGACGUUGGCCGCUUGCGGCGGUCACGUGGAUCUGGCCAUGUUGCUGAUCGAACGUGGAGCCAACAUCGAAGAGGUCAACGACGAGGGUUACACGCCGUUGAUGGAGGCGGCGCGCGAAGGGCACGAAGAGAUGGUGCAUUUGCUGCUCGGGCAAGGUGCGAAUAUAAACGCUCAAACUGACGAAACUCAAGAAACCGCUCUAACGUUGGCCUGUUGCGGAGGAUUCACAGAAGUAGCCGAUAUCCUCCUGAAAGGAGGAGCCGACAUCGAACUGGGUGCCUCUACGCCUCUGAUGGAAGCCGCCCAAGAGGGUCAUCUUGAUUUAGUUAGGUUCCUGCUCGAAAACGGGGCGAACGUCCACGCUCAAACCCAAACGGGAGACACGGCUUUGACGUACGCCUGCGAGAACGGUCACACGGACGUGGCCGAUUUGCUGUUGCAAUACGGCGCCGAUCUCGAACACGAAUCCGAAGGCGGCAGAACGCCAUUGAUGAAGUCCUGUCGCGCCGGCCAUCUAUGCACCGUGCAAUUUCUCAUCUCCAAAGGAGCCAACGUCAGACGCCAAACCACCAACAACGAUCACACGCCGCUGUCGUUGGCCUGCGCCGGCGGUCACCUGCCGGUGGUCGAGCUGCUGCUCAGCCACAACGCCGAUCCGAAUCACAAGCUGAAGGACAACUCGACGAUGUUGAUCGAAGCGGCGAAGGGCGGUCACACGAACGUCGUGCAGCUGCUGUUGGACUAUCCGCAUUCGAUGCAACCGAUGAUGUUGAACCAGCACCAGCAAGGCGCCACGGCGGCCACGAAUCUGUCGAUGUUACCGGGCCAGGUGGGCAGCAGGGAAUCGCCACUGCCGUCCGGCACGAUGGCGUCGAGUUUGCCCGCCCAGCCUAUUAAUUUCUUCCAAUCGCCCACGGCCGUUUUGCAAGAGGUUCCCGACGCGGUGCGUAUAGUCCAACAAGAAGACGGCACGAGUCCCUCUAUAGACGUGAAUAAGCAACAAGUCCAGCAGCAGUCCAAUAGGAAUACGGAUCAGCAGAAGGUAUCCAUCGGUCGAAAGUUGUUGCCGAAAAGUAGAUCGACGGGCGCUGUUUUCGACAGUAAUCUCACUUCGGCCGAAGCCCAACAGGUGAGAACACAACCCCUCGAACUCGAAGACGACGUUAUUAUGGCGAACGCGGCUACCGUAGACUUUCUUAACAAAGACGAUCCGAACGCCACGCUGAUAGAUUUCAUAAAGAAUAGGAAGAAUCCGCAAUUCAACGGGAACGGAGAGGAGGGUUCGAGCCAGAAACAACAGAUUCUCGAAGAUUUACACCGAGUGGAGAGAGAUUUUCAUGGUAAAAUAUUUCAAUACGGACUAGCGCAAGAACAAUGCCCUUCGUCUACCAACAAUGCACUGCCUCACGUAUUAAACUUUGACAUAGCGAUGCAACAACAAAAGCAGCAAGGGCCGGGUACUGGCAUGCUGUCGGGUACGCUCUUUCCCGGGCAAAAUCUACAAGUCCACAAUGCUUUCUACGCAGGAUGCAGCACUCAAAUCGCCGUCGCCGGAGCGUCGUCGUGCCUCCAAAGCAACACUGCCACCGCCAAGCCGCAAGCGGCGGCGACAGCGGCCGCCGAGCCGUCGUCGUCGUCGUCGUCGGCGGCGGAAUCGUUCACGGCCGCCGCCGCCGCCUUCAUACAGCAGAAUCAAAACGUGCUGGCGAAGAACCAACCGUCGUAUUUCACCGGCGGCCACGAAUCGCCGCGCGUCGCCGCCGCUCCGUCGAAUCCGGCGACGACCAACAGCGCCGCCACGUCGCCCGCUCAGGUGAAAUUCCAAAGCGUCACCUCGCACGCCGACGUCAGUCAAAAUACCGCGAUAAUCGAUCGACCCAAAGCGAAACCGGUCUCGAAGAAGGAAGGCAAGAAUCUGCGGAAGCACCAACAACAACAACAGCAACAGGCGUUGGGGCAACAGCAACCGUUCCAGCCGAACGUGUACGCGCAACAGCCGAACCAGAUAUUCGGGCAGUUGCAAUUGCAGGCGCCGCAGCAAUUGCAAGUGCAAACGCAACAGUUCCAACAGCAGCAGCAGCAGCAACAGCAGCCGGACGGCAAGGGCCAGGAGCUGAUGAGCGUGCAAUGUUUGGAUUUGGCGUCGUUCGGCGACGAAGAUACGUUUCAUAACACUUCUAUACCGGCGCUGAGAGCUACGUUUGUCGGUUCACCGCAAAAGACUCGCCUCGAACUGUACGAUCAACCCGACGAAGGUAACAAAGUCACCAAGUUGGAAUUGACCGAUACGAGUCUUCCUUCGGUAGAAGAAGUCGUCCAGCAAUUGGAAUCUUUUAAUACGACGGAAGUCAACGAACAGAGCCUUUCGCAACACAACCUUCAAGUUCAACCCUAUCCCAGUGCUCUCGACGAAUCCAUGAUAGCAUCGUUAGCGGCGCAACAAGACCUGCCGACGCCCACGGAUCUGACGCGGGUGGAAUACUUCGCGGUACCCACGAACGGCGCCCAAGUCCCCGUACACGCCUUGUAUCCUUACGAGCAUUACCUCGGCGCCGGUUUGCCCAAGGAUCAACUAUUUCAAGCCGGCUUCCAGGCCGGUUACAGCCUUAUGCAGCAGCAACUCGCAUGUCCGAAUGCCAGCGGAACUGAAACAUUAACAACCACGAAUAUCGUUUCGACGUCCGUAGGCCCGGUACCCGGAACGUCUAAUCAACAAUUCAUGACGUCUCAACAGCAACAGCAACAACAACAGCCGGUGUGUACUCCGCCGCAGGGACCUUGCAGCCACAUAACCAACGCCACCGUUGCUCUGCAACAAGCCCACCACUGCCAGAUGCCUUGCAGCCAACACCAGGCGCAGCAGCAAUCGAACCAAGUGCAGGCCGCCACGCAAACGGCGCAAGCCGUCCAAGGCGACGCCAAGAAGGCGGCGAAGGGCAACGCGGGCGUCGGCGACGGCAUCAAGAUCAAGAAGAGCCGCGUGCUGAGGCACCAGAACCAGGUGCAGAGUUCGGGCACGUUCCCGCCUAGUCAGAACUACCAGAUCGAUCACAAUUCGGCGAUCACCCAGUACAGCGCCGGCCAACAGCAAUGUCCCAACAACGUCGUCGUGCCGCCCUGCAUGGACGUCGACUCGGAGACGGAGAGCAACCACGAUACGGCGCUGACGCUCGCCUGCGCCGGCGGCCACGAGGAGCUCGUCGAGCUGUUGAUUAGCCGCGGCGCCGACAUCGAGCACCGCGACAAGAAGGGUUUCACGCCGCUCAUACUCGCCGCCACCGCCGGCCACGAGAAGGUCGUCGAGAUCCUGUUGAAUCACAACGCCGACAUCGAAGCGCAAUCGGAGAGAACUAAAGACACGCCGUUGAGCCUGGCCUGUUCCGGCGGCCGAUACGAGGUGGUCGAAUUGCUCCUCAACAGGAACGCUAACAAAGAGCACAGAAACGUUUCCGAUUAUACUCCUCUCAGUCUGGCCGCUUCGGGCGGUUACGUGAACAUCAUCAAAUUGCUGUUGAGCCACGGGGCCGAGAUCAAUUCGCGCACCGGCUCGAAAUUGGGCAUUUCUCCGCUGAUGUUGGCCGCCAUGAACGGUCACACGGCCGCCGUCAAGCUACUACUCGACAUGGGCAGCGACAUCAACGCGCAAAUCGAAACCAACCGAAACACCGCUCUGACGUUGGCCUGUUUCCAAGGGAGGCACGAGGUCGUCAGUCUACUACUCGACAGAAAGGCCAACGUCGAACACAGAGCAAAGACUGGACUCACACCGCUCAUGGAAGCCGCCAGCGGCGGUUACGUCGACGUGGGUAGAGUCCUGCUGGACAAGGGGGCCGACGUGAACGCCACGCCGGUGCCGUCGUCGCGCGACACCGCCCUCACGAUCGCCGCCGACAAGGGGCACGUGCGCUUCGUCGAGUUGCUGCUGUGCCGCGGCGCCCAGGUCGAGGUCAAGAACAAGAAGGGCAACUCGCCGCUGUGGCUGGCCGCCAACGGCGGCCAUCUGCCCGUCGUCGAGCUGCUCUACAACGUCAAGGCCGACAUCGAUUCGCAGGACAACCGCAAGGUGUCGUGCCUGAUGGCGGCGUUCCGGAAGGGCCACGUCAAAGUGGUGAAGUGGAUGGUGCACCACGUGACGCAGUUUCCCAGCGACCAGGAGAUGCUCAGGUACAACGCGACCGUCAGCGAUAAGGAGCUGUUGGAGAAGUGCCACGAGUGCGUCAAGAUCAUACGGGCCGCCAAAGAAACGCAAGCGGCGAAGGCCAACAAGAACGCUUCGAUCCUAUUGGAGGAAUUGGAAACGGAGAAGACCCGCGAGGAGACCAAACGACUGGCGGCCGCCCGCAGGAGAGAGCGCAAGAAGAAGAAGAAGUUGGAGAAGAAAGAAGAGAGGAGGAAACUGUUGGAAGAGAACAAAAAGAACGAGAACUACGACGAUAAGGAGGAGCAAAAAGAGAAGGGUAUCGAAGAGGAGAAACCCGAAGAGGAAGAGAACGUUCCGGAAGUCAAUCCCGCCAUCCGUAACGCCGAUUCGAACGACAAAGAAGAAGGCGACAGCGGCAUAGACGCCAAUAGCCAAGGCAGUUGUUCCAGCGCCGAUCUGAAAUCGAAGGAUAAACGCAAGGAAAAGAAGAAGAAAAAGAGCAGCACGUUGAAGAACGAGUCCCACAAUCGUUCGAAGGCCGGUUCGAGCAAAGCGGCCGAACACGAAUCGCCGGAGAAGGGCGACAAGACGCCCGACAACAAAACCAAGCAGUACCUGUCGGUGCGGAAAACCAUGAAUUUCACGCAAACGAAAUCGCCGGCCGAACGGGACGAUUUCGAGGCCACCGGCAACGAGGUGUACGUGUCGACGAGGAAGAGCAAGUCGCUCAACGACGAUCUGCCGCCCAAGAAUUCCAUCAGUCCCAAGCAGAACAACAAGCGCGAGGAGGGCUGGAAGGAGGUGGUGAGAAAAUCGUCGGUGCAAACUCUCACGUCGUCCGAAUCGGGCGUCAAGAAAGUCUCGGUGCCGCUCAAUGCGAUAUCUCGCGUUAUCGGCCGCGGCGGCAGCAACAUCAACGCCAUCAGAGGCGCCACCGGGGCGCACAUCGAAGUCGAGAAACAAAGCAAAGGCCAAGGGGAGAGAAUUAUCACCAUUAAGGGUUCACCGGAGGCUACGAAGCAAGCUCAUAAUCUCAUCGCUACGUUAAUUAAAGAUCCGGACGUUGAUAUACUGUCUAUGCUGCCUAAAACCAACAAAACCGUCAGCACCACGACGACUCUAUGGGAUAAAACCCAAAUAGGCACGAAGAAAAACGCCGGUAAAAUAGCAGUGGUGAGUUCGAGUUCGAGCGUGGCGCACGCGCCGAAGGUGACCCAAACAGCCGCCGCCACGGCGGCCGCCGCCGCGGCGUCGUCCGCCGUAUCGACGAGCCGAUUCUCGACGACGACGACGGCCAAGCCGCGCAGCACCGUCGCCUACACGUCGCUGGUGCGCACGACGGCGCCGCGCCUCGUCGCCCAAGCCGAGAAGAACAACGCCGCCCAGGCGCAGAACCAGAACGUCCGCGCCGUUUCGCACGCUUCGAACCGGCCGACGGCGUCGUCGAAGGUCGUCGCGUCGUCGUCGGCGAACCAGACGUUCGCCGCCAAAUUGACGGAGACCUCGUCGACCGGUCAAUUGAUGAUCAACACGAACCAAGCCGGCAAGCCGAGGGCGUUGCCGGUGCCGCAGAGCGCCGUCGGGCCGGUGUCGCCGCAAUUGCCGGCCGCCGCUUCGAAUAACAACGGCAACGUGAUGUCGUCGCCGAACAGGAACGCGAGACCGACGCCGACCGCCUCGGCGCCGCCCAACAUGCAACAUUUUCAGAGUCCCGGCAAGGUGACUCAAUUGUUCGCCAGCAACAAUCCACCGAACGUCAACGCCGCCUCGAACAUCGAACCGAUCGCGAAUGCCAUGAGAAGUUCAACGCCUAACGGAGCCUUACAUUUAAUUAGCGCUGUGGUACAGCCGCCUCUGGUGCAACAAGAGGAAACGCCGAGCAUUCAAGCGCCUCCCGAGUACUCGCUGUUCUACGCCGGCGGCGAUCACUGGAACCGAAAGGAACAGGAAUCUCAGAAGCCUGUGAAUUUCGCCGCCGUCACCGGCGGCGGUAACGUGCAAUCGGCCAACCAGCACAAGUUCAUCGAUCAGGAACCGCCGCCGCAGGUGGACGCCUCGAAGGCGCCCGGUUACAGGGGCACGGCCGUUUGUAGUCCGGUCUCUUCGAAGACGAGCAGCAACAGCACCACGCCGCCGAACAUAUCGGCCGGGAAUUCGUAUCAAACCAGCUAUCAAGAGCAAAACAAACCCGGACCGAACGCUCUACCGCCCAUCGGUAGCAGCGUGACGCACAGCAGACCGCCACCGCCGGUAUCGCAAACUAACCAGGAUAUAUUCAGCGAAUUGUUCAAACACGGCGGCAACAACAUUCCAAAUAUGCUGAACGACGCUCAUCUGUUGCAGUCUAAUUUCAACGCCAUGCCCAAUUUGAACUUCUCGCAACCGCAACAGCACCAACAGCAAACGGCCAGCAUGUCGAGACUCAAUCCGAAAGCGCCGGAAUAUUCGAGCUACAGCAUGCAGCAGAACAAACCGACGCCGCACAUGUUCAACGGCUACCAGAACAACAUGUACAUGCCGCCGAAGCAACAGCAACCCAAUCAGCCGCCGCAGCAACAGCAGCAACAGCAGCAACCGAACAUGGACGCCUACCAUCGUUCGUCGGGCGUCGGUUUGAAUUCGCCGGCGCAGAAUCGAAACUUGUGGAUGCAAAUGCAGCCGCCGUUUACGCCGCAACAGAGCGAACAGCUGAUCAGCGGCAUAGCCGGCAUGACGUUGCACAGCAUCGCCAAGUUCACGGCGGCCGGUAACGAGGCGCUCGAAAACGGCGCCGAACUCGGCAUCGUGAAUAAUUCGCCGAAUAUGUCGCCGAACAUGCCUCCAGUGGCGCACAUGUAUCACCACGAGAAUAUGUACGGAAUCGAGGAUAGAAAGCCGCCGCAACCGAUCGGUACCGGCCGCAAGGCGUACAGCAACCCCAUGGAGAAUUGGAGGUCCAACGAGAAGGCGGAGAAAUGGACGUUGGGCGGCAACGCCGAUUAUUCCUUGAGGAAUCCGCAAGCGUACGCCGACGAUUUACCAUCGAUGGAUUACACGCGUCAAAUGUCCACGUUGGAGGGUCCGCAUCAUUUCAUGAACGGUCCGCAAUAUUUCAAUCAGCCGCCGUUGAACGCGGUUCGCAACGAUUUUAUGCAAGAUAUCCCGAAGUUGGAUCUUUCCUCUUGGGACAACGCUCCGAGGCCGAUACCCGAACUUCAAGAUAAACAGCAUGGGUGGAACAAGUGGAAUCAGUAA
Molecule: messenger RNA, 8673 nt
Organism: Phyllotreta striolata
Lineage: Eukaryota; Metazoa; Arthropoda; Insecta; Coleoptera; Chrysomelidae
Source: the annotation of a GenBank genome assembly